Molecule: messenger RNA, 1206 nt
Organism: Paramecium tetraurelia
Lineage: Eukaryota; Ciliophora; Oligohymenophorea; Peniculida; Parameciidae
Exons: 3
Biological process (GO): phosphatidylethanolamine biosynthetic process; phosphatidylcholine biosynthetic process
Cellular component (GO): cytoplasm
Molecular function (GO): ethanolamine kinase activity; choline kinase activity
Source: RefSeq, a predicted model, not a curated record
AUGAACUCAAGAAGCACACAUCUUACAGAAUAUGCAAUCAAAGAAAUCAUCUCCGAGAAAUUCACUUCAUGGAAAUCAGUCUCUCCUUCAAACAUCUGUAUUUCUAGAUUGACAGGGUUGACUAACAUAACCUACAAAGCUCAGGCCAUGAUUGACACUACACCUUAAACAAUCUUGUUCAGAGAAUUUGGGAAUGCUGAAGGAUUCGUGGAUUCAUAACAAGAGAGGAUCAUCUUUAAAACAAUUUCUGACAUGGACCUUGGACCUUAGUAAUUGGAAUGUGGUAACAGUUGGAGGAUGGAAGAAUUUGUAAAAGAUGGAGUACAUCCUAACAAUUAAAAAAUGGCUGAAGCUGAUUUCUAAUUUAAGUCUAUGGGAGUGUUGUAGAAAUUCCAUUAGAUGGAGAUCCCUAUACCCAAUAAUGGCUAAUCUUCCAUUAUUAACAAGACUCUCUCGGGAGAAAUGAAGGCAAAUGUAAUCAAGAAGAUCGAAAAACGAGGAUUGUACACAGACGUAGAACUUGAAUAGUUGGAAUGUAUUGAAAACUUCAUUAAUAACGAAGAAGAAUUCAAUUAUUUGAAUGAAAUGACUCAAAAGGAGAAUAAUGAAGAGUUAAAAUUCUGCCAUAAUGAUUUGAAUUAAUUAAAUAUAUUUAACACUUCUAAGAAGGACAAGGAAAUCAUCUUCAUAGAUUAUGAAUAUUGUUCAUAUAAUUAUCCCUCUUAUGACAUUGCUAAUUUCUUAAAUGAAUCUGCAAUCAACUAUCAACACGAAGAAGAACCUUAUUAUGUUCUAGUAGAUGACAAUUUCAAUACUGCUCCCAUUUAAGCACAUUUCCUUGCACUCAGUUACAUAAUCAACAAGGAGUGCACCUAAUUAGAAAUAGAUCAGAUCUAAAGAUUGAUCAAUGAAAAAACCAAUAAAAACAAAGAUGAAUUGAAGACUUUCAUCUAAUUAGUUAAACAGAUUCUUGAAUAGAGAUUAAGCGAAUAAGAGAUUGUGGAGUUGUUCAAGGCGAUUUCUUAUUUAAAGAGAAGAAUCAGAAGAUUGUAAAUCUUAUCCAAUUUGAAUUGGGUAUGGUGGAGUAUUCUUUUGGCUCAUGAUAAGAAUUCUCUCAACUUUGAAUAUAUAGAUUAUGGUUUUUUGAGAUUCAAAAUGCUAGAAAAGCUUUUGGAAUUGGAAAAAGCAAGAAAAAAUACUUAAUGA